AGAAUUUGAUGUUUUUCGCAAGAUAAACAAAAGAACAAGCGGAGAGUCUAAGUGAGGUCUCUAUUUUCGGCGAAAGAUAAAACAUUAUAGCGACGAAGAAACAGUACAAGUUAACAAGCACACCGUACUUCGCCAAAGAUUUGUUACCUUAUCUGCUUAUGGUUUUGUCGGUUUAGAAUCAGUGAAAACCGCCGCAAAAAAUGGCAAACGGCGAAGAGCUCGAUCGAUCAUUUUUCUGGCGCCAUUUCACAACGUUUACGCGGAUUCUUGGACUAGCGACAUGUGUCGCAAUGUGGUGGGUUGGCAUUCUUUUAAUUGACAAGCCGGACAAACGGAUCGCAGUGUAUUUAUUAAUUACUGGUGCUUCUAUCUCUUUCUUAGAGAUAAUAUUCAUCAUUGAUAAAUGUGCUUGUUGCAAGGAAGGUAGCUUUGGUUUCUCUCUCUGGAAGUUCCUCAGGGCUUUUGACAACUGGAAGAAGUUUCUUCUCUACGUAGUGCUGUCAUCAGUUUGCUACCUCCACCCGACAGAGUACUGGCAGGGGUUGAUAGUAGGCGUUAUGCUAGACAUCUUAGCUUUCUUCUACCUCAUCAGAACAUUUAGGAAAAAGAACGAAAGGGAGGCAUAUAAAUAUAGGCAACUUGAAGUGAAAUAAUGCAGAGAUCAGGUAAUAUGAUUCAAGACAUACAAAUAGUAGAGAAUUCUUCUCUAGUUUUAUUUAGAGAAAAGGCUUUAACAGCAAAUCAGCUUUGAUCAUUACCCAAGUUUAAUAGGUAUUUUUGGAUUUUACCAAAGUCAGUCUACAAAAAAAACGUUAUUGGACAUUUGGUACGUAUAUUUUGAUCUGCAAAAAAUAAAACGAAAAGUUUAUUAUAUAGUCAAAGAAAAAAUUUUAGGUGAUUUAUAAAUGGUACAAAAAAUAACCAGAGCGAGGGACUAUUUAUGUGUUAUAUGUAUAAUUGGGCUUAUAUUUGUAUAUUUAGGUUAUAUUUUUCAUGAUCGAUACUGCAAGCAUUUUUAUAUAAAUGCAGGGAAAUGACUUCUUCCUUUCUAGCAAAUACACGAGGCUUGCCCUCAGGUUAUGUUGCCCCAUCCAUUAACCCCUGCCAUUUCAGUAAUAGCUCUGACUUGACCCCUGAUAUCAGCUAUAAAUAAAAUAAAGACACAAUCAAUU
Molecule: messenger RNA, 1172 nt
Organism: Nematostella vectensis (starlet sea anemone)
Lineage: Eukaryota; Metazoa; Cnidaria; Anthozoa; Actiniaria; Edwardsiidae
Product: transmembrane protein 72
Exons: 4
Coding region: 201-653 (150 amino acids)
Source: RefSeq, a predicted model, not a curated record